Molecule: messenger RNA, 571 nt
Organism: Phaethon lepturus (White-tailed tropicbird)
Lineage: Eukaryota; Metazoa; Chordata; Aves; Phaethontiformes; Phaethontidae
Product: trypsin II-P29-like
Biological process (GO): proteolysis
Molecular function (GO): serine-type endopeptidase activity
Source: RefSeq, a predicted model, not a curated record
GUUGAAACGGAAACCCCCUUCUCCUGCCCCUCCUUCCUUUAAGAUGAUGAACCCCUACCUGAAAGUAAUGGGAGAGUACAAAGUUGAUGUAGUGGAAGACAGUGAAAUAGUCAGGAGUGACGCAUUUAUCAUUCAUAAUCUUAGAUAUGAUUCAAGAAACUUUAAUAACGACAUUAUGCUGAUCAAGCUGGCAACCACCAUGGACUACAGUGCUGGCAUUCAACCCACAGCUCUGCCCAGCUUCUGUGCCAAGGAGGGCCCUGAGUUCAUCUUUCAAGGAGGAAACACACUGAGCAGUGGCUCCAGUUUCCCUAAGGUUCUCCAGUGACUGAGAGCUCCAGUUGUGAGAAACCAGAAGUGCCAAAAGGUUUACCCAGGCCAAAUCACCAGCAACAUAAUCUGUGUAGGAUUCCUGGAUGGGGGAAAAGAGUCAUGCCAGAGUGACUCAGGUGGCCCAGCUGUAUGUAUAGGAAAACUGCAGGAAACAGAGUGUGCUCUGAAGGGUUAUCCCAAUGUCUACACCAAGGGGUGCAAUUAUGUUGAUUGAAUCGAAGAAACCAUUGCAACCUAG